Molecule: messenger RNA, 1454 nt
Organism: Alexandromys fortis (reed vole)
Lineage: Eukaryota; Metazoa; Chordata; Mammalia; Rodentia; Cricetidae
Product: protein S100-A15A
Exons: 4
Coding region: 403-729 (108 amino acids)
Cellular component (GO): cytoplasm
Molecular function (GO): chemoattractant activity; calcium-dependent protein binding; transition metal ion binding
Source: RefSeq, a predicted model, not a curated record
UACUCAUGGAAUAGUUGAUGAGUGAGAGGGUGAAUGUGGUUCAUCACUGGAGACUUGGGAGGUUCACUGCUCGGGGAAGGCUGUCCAAGGAAGGUGUUUCAGAUCCUGGAGGUAGCUCCCUAAAACCAGUUGAGUUUAUCUUAGCAAGGAGUGUGAUGAUGUCACCCCAGGAAUGCAGUUAAGGUUUGGUCCUGCUGCAGAAGAACCUGUGGAGAGUCACACACUGGCUCAUAAAUGAGUGGACCAGCAAUGGGCAGGAUGUCCUGCACGGUGGGAGUUCCCCUGCUCAGAAGGCUGCCUUUUGUCUGAUUUCCAGGAUCACGCAGAGACUAAGCUGUGGAUGCCGAACAGCCCGACACCAAGAGCACCAGAUUUGCCCACACCCUGCUGGGCCCAGCAGUCAUGCCAGACACACCAGUGGAGGACUCCCUCUUCCAAAUCAUACACUGCUUCCACCACUAUGCAGCCCGGGAGGGGGACGUGGAGACCUUGUCCCUAGAGGAGCUGAAAGCCCUGCUCCUGGAGAGUGUGCCGCGCUUCAUGGACACCCUGGGCCGCAGGCAGCCAUACUACAUCACGGAGCUGUUCCGGGCAGCCGACAAAAACAAGGACAACCAGAUCUGCUUUGACGAGUUCCUGUACAUCCUGGGCAAACUGGUGAAGGACUAUCACCUGCAGUUCCACCGGCAGCUCUGCACACACUACUGUAGCCAGCACAGCCUCUACUAGAGGAGCACAGGCAGUCUCUCACCACGGAAGCUGGUCCCGGAGGGAUGAACGGCUUUCGGAGCUCAGCCAUGUGUUUCUUCUUCGGUGUGCACAUGUGUGUCCAAAUAAUAUCACAGAUAUUUCUGGGAAGUACUUGGGGCAUGGUUCAGGGUUUCCAUCAAUGUUCAGUAAAAGUUUAGUCUUUACUUUGUGGAACGCGAUUGGGUGGUCCCUUGUUUGAUUGGAACACGAUUGGGUGGUCCCUUGAUUGAUUGGAACACGAUUGGGUGGUCCCUUGCUUGGUUGGGGAAUACUGGCCUUGAAUCCAAGGUGCUUUUAGCUGCUGCAAGAGACGCAACCUUGCUAUCAGAAAUCUUAUGUGAAGUGUGAAAUGGCCCUCUGCUCUGGCAUCAGUUUAUAGGCAAGGGAAGGAGUUUUCUGGGGCAGGCCGCCGCCUGAAAAGGAAGUAAGGUCUCCCAGGGUUGUUAUUGACCACACACUCACUGUACAUGCAGAACAGGAGGGGAGCCGCAGGGAUAACGGUGUACAGAUGGAGCCCUCCCAGGGGUCUGCAGGCACAGGACACGGUCGAGUCCUGGGAAGGACCAAGAGGGAGGUGAUGAUUCAAGAAGACAUAAUAGCAGCGGAGACUUGGGUGGCAUGUCUGGGACUAGCCGAGAGCUGUCCGGAAAUAAAUGUCCAAGGGGAACAUGCAAACUUCGUUUACUCAGGUGAACACCGAGAUU